Camelus dromedarius (Arabian camel) is the source of this 5149-nucleotide messenger RNA. It is a transcript of the gene TBC1D9B, whose product is annotated as TBC1 domain family member 9B. NCBI's taxonomy places the organism in Eukaryota, Metazoa, Chordata, Mammalia, Artiodactyla, Camelidae. The coding region runs from base 60 to 3833 and encodes 1257 amino acids. The transcript has 22 exons. Gene Ontology annotation, molecular function: calcium ion binding. The record is from RefSeq and is a predicted model, not a curated record.
CGGCGGCGGCGGCGGCGCUUCCGCCUGGCGGGCCUCGGCCCAGUGCGCGCGGCCCCACGAUGUGGCUGGGCCCGGAGGAGGUGCUGGUGGCCAACGCGCUGUGGGUGACGGAGCGGGCCAACCCCUUCUUCGUGCUGCAGCGGCGCCGGGGCCACGGGAAGGGCGGCGGCCUCACUGGUCUUCUCGUGGGCACCCUGGAUGUGGUGCUGGACUCCAGCGCCCGGGCGGCCCCUUACCGCAUCCUGCACCAGGCCCAGGACUCCCAGGUCUACUGGACAGUGGCGUGUGGUUCUUCCCGCAAAGAGAUCACGAAGCACUGGGAAUGGCUGGAAAAUAACUUACUCCAGACACUGUCCAUCUUUGACAAUGAGGAAGAUAUCACCACCUUCGUCAAGGGCAAGAUACACGGAAUCAUUGCGGAAGAGAACAAGAACCUGCAGCCGCAGGGAGACGAGGACCCUGGGAAAUUCAAGGAGGCGGAGCUGAAGAUGCGGAAGCAGUUCGGGAUGCCCGAGGGGGAGAAGCUGGUCAACUACUACUCCUGCAGCUACUGGAAGGGCCGCGUGCCCCGGCAGGGCUGGCUCUACCUCACCGUCAACCACCUGUGCUUCUACUCCUUCCUGCUGGGCAAGGAGGUGAGCCUGGUGGUGCAGUGGGUGGACGUCACUCGGCUGGAGAAGAACGCCACGCUCCUCUUCCCUGAGAGCAUCCGCGUGGACACCCGGGACCAGGAGCUCUUCUUCUCCAUGUUCCUCAACAUCGGCGAGACGUUCAAGCUCAUGGAGCAACUAGCCAACCUGGCCAUGCGGCAGCUGCUGGACAGCGAGGGCUUCCUGGAGGACAAGGCGCCGCCCAGGCCCCCCCAGCCACACAGGAACAUCUCGGCUCUGAAGCGAGACUUGGACGCUCGAGCCAAGAACGAGUGCUACUGCGCCACGUUCCGGCUGCCCAGGGACGAGCGCCUGGACGGCCACACGGGCUGCACCCUGUGGACCCCCUUCAACAAGCUGCACAUCCCCGGCCAGAUGUUCAUCUCCAGCAACUACAUCUGCUUCGCCAGCAAGGAGGAGGACGCCUGCCACCUCAUCAUACCCCUGCGUGAGGUUACCAUUGUUGAAAAAGCUGACAGCUCCAGUGUCCUGCCCAGUCCUCUGUCCAUCAGCACCAAGAGCAAAAUGACCUUCCUGUUCGCCAACCUGAAAGACCGCGACUUCUUGGUUCAGAGGAUCUCUGACUUCCUCCAGAAAACGCCCUCCAAGCAGCUGGGCAGCAGCAGAGCUGGGAGAAAAGCCAGCGCCGUGGACCCGGCCCUAGAGUCUCCCCCAGCUUCUCAGGAUGUGUCAGAGCAGCCCGCCAGCCCGACCUCUCCCCUCGAUGGCCACCAGAGCUCCCGCGCACAGGAUGCUCCAACCGCUUCCCAGGGCCUGCUCAAACUCUUCCAGAGAAACGCGCCCGUGGAGGACCUGGGAGCCAAGGGGGCCAAGGAGAAGAUGAAGGAGGAGUCUUGGAACAUCCACUUCUUUGAGUACGGGCGCGGCAUGUGCAUGUACCGCACGGCCAGGACACGGGAGCUGGUGCUGAAGGGCAUCCCCGAGAGCCUCCGCGGGGAGCUGUGGCUCCUCUUCUCUGGGGCCUGGAACGAGAUGGUGACUCACCCCGGCUACUACGCUGAGCUGGUGGAGAAGUCCACGGGGAAGUACAGCCUGGCCACGGAGGAGAUCGAGCGGGACCUGCACCGCUCCAUGCCUGAGCACCCCGCCUUCCAGAACGAGCUCGGGAUCGCCGCGCUCCGGCGGGUGCUGACUGCCUACGCAUUCCGAAACCCCACCAUCGGCUACUGCCAGGCCAUGAACAUCGUCACCUCGGUGCUCCUGCUCUAUGGCAGCGAGGAGGAGGCCUUCUGGCUGCUGGUGGCCCUCUGUGAGCGGAUGCUGCCCGACUACUACAACACCAGGGUGGUGGGGGCCCUGGUGGACCAAGGCAUCUUUGAAGAGCUCACAAGAGACUUUCUGCCCCAGCUCUCCGAGAAGAUGCAGGACCUGGGGGUGAUUUCCAGCAUCUCACUCUCCUGGUUCCUGACCCUCUUCCUCAGUGUCAUGCCCUUCGAGAGUGCCGUGGUCAUUGUUGACUGCUUCUUCUACGAGGGCAUCAAGGUGAUCCUGCAGGUGGCCUUGGCUGUCCUGGAUGCCAACAUGGAGCAGCUGCUGGGCUGCAGCGACGAGGGCGAGGCCAUGACCGUUCUGGGCAGAUACCUGGACAACGUUGUCAACAAGCAGAGUGUUUCUCCCCCUAUCCCACACCUCCAUGCCCUGCUGACCAGUGGCGAUGCCCCUCCUGAAGAGGUGGACAUCUUCGACCUCCUGAAGGUGUCGUAUGAGAAAUUCAGCAGCCUGAGAGCCGAGGACAUUGAGCAGAUGCGGUUUAAGCAGAGGCUGAAGGUGAUCCAGUCCUUGGAGGAUACGGCCAAGAGGAGCGUGGUCCGAGCUAUACCUGGAGACAUUGGUUUCUCAAUUGAAGAGCUGGAGGACCUUUACAUGGUGUUUAAGGCCAAGCACCUGGCGAGCCAGUACUGGGGACGCAGCCGCCCAACAGCGGCGCGUCGGGACCCCAGCCUGCCCUACCUGGAGCAGUACCGCAUUGACGCAAACCAGUUCCGGGAGCUCUUCGCCAGCCUGACGCCCUGGGCCUGCGGCUCCCACACAGCCGUGCUGGCGGGGCGCAUGUUUCGGCUCCUGGACGAAAAUAAGGACUCGCUGAUCAACUUCAAGGAGUUCGUGACAGGGAUGAGUGGCAUGUACCACGGGGACCUGACAGAGAAGCUCAAGGUGCUCUACAAACUGCACUUGCCUCCAGCCCUGAGCCCAGAGGAGGCCGAGUCAGCCCUGGAAGCAACCCAUUAUUUCACUGAGGACAGCUCCUCAGAAGCAUCUCUUCUGGCCUCCGAUCUGGAUCUUUUGCUGCCCUGGGAGGCUCAAGAAACACUACAGCAAGAAGAGCGAGAGGGAGCUGGCAAUGAGGAUGUCCAAGAAAAAAGAAGAGAGGAGAAAGCAUCCAGCCCUCCUGACUGUCGGCACUACCUCCGCAUGUGGGCCAAGGAGAAGGAGGCUCAGAAGGAGACGAUUAAGGAUCUUCCCAAGAUGAACCAGGAGCAGUUCAUUGAGCUGUGCAAGACGCUUUACAACAUGUUCAGUGAAGACCCCAUGGAGCAGGACUUGUACCAUGCCAUCGCCACAGUGGCCAGCCUGCUGCUCCGCAUCGGGGAGGUGGGGAAGAGGUUUACUGCACGGCCAGGCAGAAAGCCCAAGGACGAUGCCCCUGAGGAGGACCAGCCGCCAGCCCCAGACCCCCCUCAGGACACAGCCCGGGAGCUUCAGCUGCCAGCUGCAGGGGACCCCCAGGCCAAAGCAGGUGGAGACACCCACCUCGGGAAAGCACCGCAGGAGAGCCAAGUGGUGGGCGAAGGGGGCGGCGGCGAGGGGCAGGGCUCCCCCUCGCAGCCCCUGUCUGACGAUGAGACCAAAGACGACAUGUCUGUGUCCUCCUACUCGGUGGUCAGCACAGGCUCCCUGCAGUGCGAGGAUCUGGCCGACGACACAGUGCUGGUGGGCGGGGAGGCGUGCGGCCCUGUGGCCACCACCCAUUGUGGGGGUGCUGUUGACACGGACUGGUGCAUCUCCUUCGAGCAGAUCCUGGCCUCCAUCCUGACAGAGUCCGUGCUGGUGAACUUUUUUGAGAAGAGUGUAGACAUUGGACUCAAGACCAAGGACCAAAGGAAGGUGGAGAGGCAGUUCAGCACCUCCAGUGACCACGAGCUGGCCGCGGGUUUGGGCUGAGGGCCCCGAGGCCAGGGGGAUGGCCUGUCUCUCCUGUCUCCCUUUCUGUUUUCUCCAUAUGGACACACUCCUCCCGUUCUCCCCAGAAGCAGUGAGUUAUAAAUGGAAAGAAGGCUGAACAGCUGCAUUUGGGCCCAGGCAGGGGCUCCCCACCCGCUUGUCCUGCCUUGGGGCUGCCUGCCCCUGCAUAGUGCCAGGGGAUCUCUGACCUGCCACACCCCGUCCUCCACUUCCUCUCCUACAGCCACGUGCUCUGGGGGCUGUCCUGCCACUUGGCACCAGGUAGGGACGUCAUGUGCCUGUUGGGCACCAAAGUGGUGAGAACUUUGAGGUGCUCUCCAGGAGCCCCUGCGCCUGAGCUGGCUGAGGGACACCGGGGUGGGUGCCACCUGUGCCAGCAUUACACUAAACUCUGUUUCAGCUUGUCACCCUCACCAUUAACCUUAAAAGCAUAUCCCUCAGGUCCUGAUAUAUUUCCUUGUGUUCAUUUCAGUUGGCUAAAAAUCACACUGUGCUCAAUGCCUUAAUAAAUCCCUGAAAGAACUCAAAACCACACUGUGUACAGAGAAUUAAUAUGGCCCUCAACCACGGCUUCGGCCUCCUGGCUUCUCCCCAGGCAGGUAUGGGGCCCAGGCCAUGUUCCAGAGGCUCCACUCAGUCCCCCACAGGAGGUGGAGAUUCAAGACCCCCCAGGGAGGAUGGAGACAUGGAAGCGUGCAUGCAGGCUGGGCGGGGCCUACGGACCUGCACCGGCAGAGGAAGCCCCGAGCUGCGCAGCCUGGGUCCCAGGUGCAGGAGGUGUGUGCUCGGGCCUGGGCUGCAGCACACCUUUGGGUUCAGGAGGCAGACUGUGGGGACAUGUGCAGCAGGCUGAGCCAUGUGGAACCCCAAGCUUUGCAGCAGGAGCCAGUCGUCAGUGUCAGCAUUUGCACUGACAUGGGGUUGCUCUUAUUUCUACUAAAAGAUACAUCUCUGUGGCUGUUUUUUUUUUUAAUUUAAUAGCUUUAAUUGAGGCAAAACUUACAUACCAUAAAAUUCCCUUGUUUUAAGUUAUAAUUCAGUGACUUUUAGUAAACUUACAGAGUUGUGCAACCAUCACAAUUCAACUUCAGAAUAUUCCCAUCACCCCAGAAAGACACCUCUUGCCCAGUGCUGCCGACCCCUGUUCCCUCCCCCAGCUCCAGGCAGCCACUAAUCUAUUUUCUGUCUCUUUAGAUUUUAUGGAUGGUUUUUAAAGUAACAAUCUCCAUGAUUUUACCUUGUUCACAACUGCUGGGUCACAUCUCAAUAAAUGCAGCAAAACAACAUCAAGGAAA